AUGGCUCGAAAGUUAAAGGGAAAGAAAAAUGGUAAAGGUUUAAAGCAUCAACUAUUAAAUUACCAGUAUUUGGAAAAGAAAACAACCAAUAAUCAUAACAGUAAACAUAUCAACACAACUGGUAACAAAAGUCAAACCAAAGAUAAGAACACAGACAAAAUCAUUUCGACAUCAAACUUACCUAAAAAAUCAGCAUCUUUAACCGUUAAAGACAAAUUCAUACCGUUUGAUAAUGAAGAUUCUACAGUCAUGCUAGUAGGUGAAGGUGAUUUUUCAUUUGCCAAAUCAUUAAUUGUAAACAAAUAUAUAAAGGCCGAAAAUUUGAUUGUAACAAGUUAUGAUAGUGGUGUUAAAGAACUAACUUUAAAGUAUCCAAAUAGUUUCCAAGAAAAUUAUUGCUUUCUAACACAAUUGAAUAUUCCUAUUUUUUUUCAAAUAGAUGUUACACAAUUAAUUAAAUCAUUUAAAUUAUCCAAAAGAACAACUUGGAAUAAAAUAGUUCCUUCAUUUGAUGAUAAAAAAAUAGACUACAUAAUGUUCAAUUUCCCACACAAUGGUAAAGGUAUUAAAGAUCAAGAACGUAAUAUCUAUGAACAUCAAAUUUUAAUGUCCCGAUUUUUCCAAAACUGUUUAGAGUUUUAUAAAUUGGUCAAUACCAAAAAACAAAGCACUUGUUUGGCGGGCUAUUUAACGAGUUCUUUAACUGGCCCCUCCACUAGUAAUCACAAUACUGAUAUCAUAGGGAAGGUUAUUGUCUCAUUAUUUUGCGGUGAACCGUAUGAUUCUUGGCAAAUUAAGCUCCUAGGUAAACAAAACGGUGAUUGGAAAGUGGAAAGAUCCAACAAGUUUCAAUGGGAUCAUUAUCCUGGGUAUAAGCACAAAAGGACUAAUAGUGAAAUGACUACGACUAAACCCGCCCAAGAAAGAAGUGCAAGAAUUUACAUUUUUGAACAAAAAAAAAAAGACAAAAACCAACAGUGA
Messenger RNA from Saccharomycodes ludwigii, 981 nucleotides. It is a transcript of the gene BMT5, whose product is annotated as 25S rRNA (uracil2634-N3)-methyltransferase. Gene Ontology annotation, molecular function: rRNA (uridine-N3-)-methyltransferase activity. The coding region runs from base 1 to 981 and encodes 326 amino acids. The transcript has a single exon. Gene Ontology annotation, cellular component: cytoplasm. The record is from RefSeq and is a predicted model, not a curated record. Gene Ontology annotation, biological process: rRNA base methylation. Lineage: Eukaryota; Fungi; Ascomycota; Saccharomycetes; Saccharomycodales; Saccharomycodaceae.